Messenger RNA from Triticum turgidum subsp. durum (durum wheat), 2892 nucleotides. NCBI's taxonomy places the organism in Eukaryota, Viridiplantae, Streptophyta, Magnoliopsida, Poales, Poaceae. The record is from the annotation of a GenBank genome assembly.
AUGGAGGAGACUGGGAGGGAGAGGAAGGCGGCGGGGCCGCCGCCGUGGGCGCCGACCAAGUCCACAGUGUUCCGGUCCUACGCUGCUGCGGUGGUGGGCGACCGGGCGGAGGCGCCGUCCGCCCGGGGCAAUGGGGUUGCCGCCCGUUCAAGCAAUCUACGCGCCGUCAGGAAGAGGCCUAUUGUUGCAAGAUUGACCAGAGACAUCGUCCAAACUUUUGAAAAAUGCAAUCCUGAGUUUAAUUACGUAGAUUCACUAAAUCCCAAGCACUUCCUCACCAGUCCUGCAGUUCCUGUUCACAAUGAUGGCCUUGAUAAUGCAAAUUCUGACCUAAUCUUGUAUGUCAACUUGGAAUUGGUUAAUAAGAAGUCAGACCGGAGGUACAUUGUCGAAGAAAUGCUUGGCCAAGGUACCUUUGGGCAGGUUGCUAAAUGCUGGGAUGCAGAAACCAACAGUUAUGUUGCAGUGAAGGUUAUAAAAAACCAGCCUGCCUUUUAUCAGCAGGCUAUCAUGGAAGUCUCAUUGUUGAGCAUGCUAAAUGACAAAUUUGAUCCUGAUGAUCAGCACCACAUCGUCCGGAUGCUGGAUUUUUUUCCAUGGAAAAAUCAUUUGUGCAUCACAUUUGAAAUGCUUGGUCAUAACCUGUACGAGCUGUUGAAAAAGAACAACUUAAGAGGUCUGCAACUGCAAUUUGUCCGUACUUUCUCAAGACAGAUAUUGGAUGCAUUGAUUGUCAUGAAAGGUGCUGGAAUUAUUCAUUGUGAUCUAAAACCGGAAAAUAUCCUCAUAACACCGAAAGUAAACUCAGCAGCUGGAGUUAAAGUAAUUGAUUUUGGAUCAGCGUGCAUGGAGGGUAAAACGAUUUACUCGUAUAUCCAGAGCCGUUAUUACAGGUCACCUGAAGUGCUUCUUGGCUAUCCUGCUAGAUACACUACCGCCAUUGAUAUGUGGUCAUUUGGCUGCAUAGUUGCUGAACUUUAUAUAGGUCUACCUUUAUUUCCCGGAGCAUCAGAAUACGAUGUCCUUAGCCGUAUGAUUGAGAUUGUCGGUGGGCAACCACCAGAUGAUCUUCUUAGGGAGGCUAAAAACACCAGGAAGUUUUUUAAACAUGUUGGAAGCAUUUAUCCUGGUAAUGAAGCACAUGAUGGUCUUUGCAGUUCAUACAGAGUACUAACAGAAGACGAGGUUGAAGCAAGGGAUUCCAAAAAGCCAAAAAUAGGGAAAUGGUAUUUCCCUCGUGGGAGGCUUGACAGACUCAUAUUCGCGUACCCUUGGAAGAAUUUAAAUGAGGGUAAUCUGCCAGAGACUGAAAAGGAAGAUUGCUUAGCAUUGGUUGAUUUUUUGAGAGGACUUGUUGAGUUUGAUCCUAAUAAGCGAUGGUCACCAUUGCAGGCUUCAUAUCAUCCAUUCAUAACUGGUGAAGCCUUCACUGGUCCUUAUGAGCCUUUCCGUGAGACCCCAGUAAUUCCUGUUGGUCGUGCUGCAACAGUUGAUCACAAUCCUGGAGGAGGUCACUGGCUAGCUGCUGGCCUUUCCCCUCAGGUUGGAAGCAUUAACAGAUCCCUACCGUUCAAUAACAUUUUUCCGCCAAAGAUGCCCUUUUCAUAUGGAAGCAGCUGCGGCAGCUUCGGUAGCCGUGGUAGCUUUAAUGAUAACGUAGGUCCUCCAAGCAGCUAUGGAAGCUAUGAUGUCAAUAACGUUAACAUGUAUCAUUCACCACUAGGCCCUUCUGGGUUCAAUUUACAGUCACAAGCUGGAGGAACAUUUCUAGGAUUUAGUCCAGAUAUUAGAAGAAGGCCUCAUCUCUCUCAUGGUGUUGGCAUUCGACUAAGUCCUGGUGGUCCAGGUCCUAUGUCUCUUGGGGGCAGUCCAUCACAAUUUACUCCUCCAAAUUCCCAAACGCAAAUGCCAACUAGCGCUACUGCUAAGUAUGUUGCCACUUCUCCUGCAAGGGGCAGUCAUGGCUCCUCAUUAGGAAAAGCCGCUGUGGUAGGCCAAUACAAUAGGAGAAGGAAUCUUGGUCACCCUCCUAUGUCAAUGCCACCACAUGAGUACACAUCUCAGCUAAUCCAGGGACCUCAUGGAGAUAGUGUCAGUUCAGCAUUUGUUCGAGGACAUUCUGGCUAUUCAUAUGGUGCACUUCCUAAUUCUGGUCAUUAUAAUUGGAGGCCGCAGAUAGGUGUUAGCACUGGUUUAUCCACAAACUCUUCUUCCAAUCAUGGUUAUGUUCAACCAUCUGGUUACAAUGAUUUCCGUCCUUUGCACUCAUCCAAUGUGCGAGCUGAUACAUCAACCUCUUCAUCAGUACCAGAUCCAGCUGAUUGGGAUCCCAACUAUAGCGAUGAGUCACUCCUGCAAGAAGAUAAUUCACUAUCAGCUGAGUUAGGCAGUGUUCACCUGAGAGAUGCAAGUGGUCGAACAAUCCAGUCUGGCAGAUUGCCCAAUAUCCAAAGCCAUGAUAUUGCAGGCUCGAAUCAAAGAAAUGACUUCCUAUUUCAUGCACCGUCUCUCAGAGAGAGUGGUCAUUCAACAGGCCGCGUCAACUAUGAUAGUUACAACCAUGCCAAUUAUUCCCAGCGAAAUUUUGCUGGUCGUCAGGGACAACCAUUUCAGCGGUACAACCAUAUGAAUUCCACCUCUAUACGCCCGACGGGGAAUCUCCAGAAUGUUCAAUCUGCCUGGUCCAAAUAUGGCAUGCCAGAUUCUACUUCGCCCCCUCGGAUGGUUGAAGGGAUGCCUUGGGGUAAUGAAUGGUUUCACUGUUGUGCACUUGGUGGUCUUUUAUUGAUUUUGUUGUUGACAUUGCCAUGGCUAUUAUGUUCCUGCCACUUGCAAAGCAGGAGUUCUGUAAUAAUGCUAUGUAUGAACUUGUUCUAUUCCAGUCUUAGAUGA